Chenopodium quinoa (quinoa) is the source of this 1386-nucleotide messenger RNA. RefSeq names its product protein ALP1-like. The transcript has a single exon. The record is from RefSeq and is a predicted model, not a curated record. The coding region runs from base 1 to 1386 and encodes 461 amino acids. Lineage: Eukaryota; Viridiplantae; Streptophyta; Magnoliopsida; Caryophyllales; Amaranthaceae.
AUGUUUUCCAUAAGCUCAACCUCAAGCUCAAAUUCUUCUGAUUCAGAUCAAUAUGCGGAAUUUGAUAAUCUAGUUAACAAAUUUGUCACAAAUCACUUACCUAACAUAAUGCUUCCUCAACCACCUCCAUCCGAGAUCGAAAUUGUAAAUGAAGAUGAAACUGUCCCGCAGCGUAGGGGAGAUAGAGAAAGGGAGAAAGGGCAUUUGCAAUUGUACAAUGAUUACUUCGCAAUAAAUUCUGUGUAUUCCGAAAAUCAGUUCCGUCGUCGAUUUCGAAUGCACAAACCUUUAUUCUGUCGGAUUAUGAAUAAAGUGGUUGAGGGUGAUCCAUUCUUCCAGCAGCGUAGGAAUGCAGCUGGUAGGCUUGUCUUAUCACCUCUGCAGAAAUGCACCGCUGCAAUAAGAAUGUUAGCGUACGGUGUUGCUCCGGAUGCCGUAGAUGAAUACAUACGCAUAGGUCAAACAACAUCUAGAAAAUCAAUGCAACAUUUUACUCAAGGGGUGAUCAAGCAUUUUGAGGUCGAGUACUUAAGAAGUCCAACAAAUGAAGAUUUAAGGAGAAUCCUUCACCAAAAUGAAAUGCGUGGAUUCCCGGGCAUGAUCGGUAGCAUCGACUGCAUGCACUGGGAGUGGAAGAACUAUCCUAUGGCUUGGAAAGCACAAUACGCAGGUCGUAGCAAGAACGCAACCCUUAUCCUGGAAGCUGUUGCGGAUCAAGACUUAUGGAUUUGGCAUGCAUUUUUUGGAAUACCCGGCUCUUGUAAUGAUCUUAACGUCCUAUACCGCUCUCCGGUGUUUGACGAUGUUUUGAAAGGUCGGGCACCACCAAUUAGUUUUAUGGUAAACGACCAUGAGUACAACAUGGGAUACUACUUAACAGAUGGUAUAUAUCCGAACUGGGCAACAUUUAUCCAAGGUAUCACAUAUCCUCAACUCCAGAAGGACAAGUUAUUUGCAGAUAAACAAGCUGCAGCUCGGAAAGACGUUGAACGUGCGUUUGGAGUUCUACAGGCUAGGUUUGCCAUAUUACGACAACCCUCACUUGUUUUCGACGAAGACAUUUUGAGCGACAUAAUGAAAGCUUGUAUCAUUAUGCACAACAUGAUUUUCGAGGAUGAACGACACAAUUACACUCGUGCCGAAGUUUUGAGAAGGUAUUAUGAAGAAGAUCGCCCUCAGCUUCAUAGAGCAAGGUCCGGACCGAGUACAAGUGCCACAGUGAAUAACAACGAGCCUUUCGAAUUUGACGUUGGCCGACCACCAAACGUUGAUUUGGACGCGAAUAUUCAAAGAAGAAUUACCCUGCGUGAUAGCCAAACCCAUUUUUCUUUGAAAGAUGAUUUAGUUGAGCAUAUUUGGCAAAAAUAUGGUCGUACAAAUGAAUAA